Aspergillus campestris IBT 28561 is the source of this 2013-nucleotide messenger RNA. RefSeq lists its product as uncharacterized. The transcript has a single exon. Bases 1 to 2013 code for a protein of 670 amino acids. NCBI's taxonomy places the organism in Eukaryota, Fungi, Ascomycota, Eurotiomycetes, Eurotiales, Aspergillaceae. The record is from RefSeq and is a predicted model, not a curated record.
AUGUCGGGAAAAGUCCCUCGCGCCGCUUUCGUUGAGGAAUACGACGAGGACGCUCGUGUUAUCAUUCCCGACACUCGUCAAGUCGCCAACAAGAACGAUCUGAAAUUACCUCCCGAGCCUCUGCUCGACGUUGCCAGCGAUUCCGGCUAUUCCAGUCGCACCGCCGCCACCGUCAACAGCUCCCAAUCCGCCCCAUCAAGUCAGAAACCUCCGGGCCCUCUUAAAGUCAACACCACCCCCAAGAGGGCCGACCUGGAUCGAGUUCGUUCCACCCGCAAAGACCGGGCAAAGGAAAAGGAACGGACGGCUCGCCCCGCGCGUGAUGACAGUAUGCAGGUCGGCUCCUAUCCCACUGCCAGCCAUCUCCACGCCGCCCCGAUGGCCCGGUCGCCGUCUCGCUCCCGCCGACGCGAGACGGCCCAGGUGCGGCACCACCCGGGCACCUGCUGGGAGUGCGACCAGGGCCUGUACCACGGGACGCCCCCGGCUGAUCCGAAGCCGAUGGACUACGGCUACUACAUGUCCCAGCCGUCCACCCCGUCGGUCGCAGACUACCCCUCCGCGUCCCGCAACACGCAGCGAUACGCCGGCUCAGUCAUCCAAGACGUCAAUGUCUCCCGCAGCACCCGUCCGCACACCCGCGGCAACCGCUCCAGCUCCUACCAUGGCCCGGACCGGCCGAUGAGUUUCCACGGGAUGAUGCCGGGCAUGGGCGGUGGGAUGAUGUAUCACCCGCAACUGGGUCGUUACGAUCACGGACCUCCCCUCUCCUCCUCCGCCUAUGCCCACACGCCGGCGUACGCCCCCUCGCCCUAUGGCCCGCAACCGCAACCCCAGCCUCAACCCCAAGCCCAGCCCCAAGCCCAGCCCCAGCUCCCCUACUAUGGCCCAGAAUACCACCAGCCACAGGAGCAUCCCCGGGAGCGGUCCAUGUCCCGGACGCGGGACCAGAAGCGAAACCGUCGCGCGUCCGUGUACGGGGGCCCCGCGGUCGACUACGACUACUUCGCACCUUCUUUCGAUGACGACGACGCGAUGGAAUCACCGCCCCCUCGCGAGAGCCGGCAGCGGAUGCCCUCCCACUCGAACCACGACCGCGGCGAGGACUACCACCGCAUGCCCCCGCCGCCCCUCAAGCACCAGUCCCGGCCCCAGAUCAUCCAGAAGCGGCCCGACCUCUCCCGCAAGGCGGCCACCAGCUCCUCGGUCUCGUCCGAGGGCCAUCCGUCGCGGGGGGCCAUCGACCUGUCGGAUCUCCGGGACGCCCUGCCGGAGUACGGGUAUCGUCAGUCCUCCCGGGAGACGGUGAUCCCCGAGCGCCGUGGCAGUCGUCGCGACAACCGACGCUCGCAGUCCUACCACGAUCCGAUCCGCCCGUCUCGCCGCAUUGUCGAGAACAGUCGCCGUCGGCCGCCGAGUCCCAUCUAUGACUCCGAACUCGGCGACGACGACGACGACGACGACGACGACGAUGACGACGACGACGACAUCGACGAGAAGCAGCGGGAGGCGGAGGAAUACCAGGCGACCCGGUCGGUCAAGUCGGCGGCUCCCGUGCCGUUGACCUCGGAUGCGUUGCUGAAAGCCAAGUCCUCGCACGGGGCGCACCCGACCGCCAGCGACAGCGGCAGCCAGAAGAGCCGGUCGAACAGCAGCCAGAAGAGCCGGUCGAACAGCAGCCGCGGCAGCGAUGCGCGCACGCAGAACGGCAGCGGCGUGGGAUCCAAGGCCGAGGAGGACAACAACUUCGUGAUGACGAUGAACGGCGUGACCAUGAGCUUUACGCAGGAGUCGGUCGGGGGGAAGCGGAUCAGCGUCCGGGCCGGGGAGACGGGUGCCUUGGAAUUGAACAUCGAAAGCAAACGGCCCAAGAAGUACCUGACGGGGGGGUCAGACUAUACGGGGACGGUGGCGCGACGCGAGGCGGACGGGGUACGACGUGCCCGGGGCGAUCGCCGGUCCGACCGAGCCAGUCGACGAUCCAGCCAGUCCGUGUAUAGCGGGCGGUUCUAG